AUGACUGAAGCAAGGAUUCCGGAAGAAGCAAAAAUUUUAUUUGGCGAAGUGAAUGUAGAAGAGUAUUGUAAAAAACAAAAAAUUUCGAUGGAAGCCUUCGAAAAAUUGCGCCGUCAGGUUAUCGAGUUAAAUAAGAUCAAACCGAAACGAGGCCUUGAAUUGUUGGACAAGUUAAAUACACGUCAGACAAAUUAUUUAUCCAUCGGAUGUUCCGGCAUCAAUGAUUUAUUGGCGGGGGGUUUGCAUCUCGGAGAUAUCACAGAGAUCAGUGGAGAGUCGACUACAGGGAAAACACGGUUGUGCUAUGCAGCAACGCUUUCUACAGCAUGUUCAAAUGCCGAUAACACAGUCUUAUAUAUUGAUACCUUGAACUCAUUUUCACCCGAGUUGAUGCACAACCUAUUCCAUGAAAGCGAUAGGUUUGUAGACGCGAGAGACCAAGGGAUGAGCGCUGAAAACGUAUUUCGGAGAAUUAGAAUCUCGAAAAAUUGCAUGGAUGUCUUUGCGGUGUUUUCCCUUGUUGAAGAUUUACGUCAGAAGCUUCAAGUAAAG
Molecule: messenger RNA, 552 nt
Organism: Acaulospora morrowiae
Lineage: Eukaryota; Fungi; Glomeromycota; Glomeromycetes; Diversisporales; Acaulosporaceae
Source: the annotation of a GenBank genome assembly